CUGUGUCCAUUUUGACUUUUUUUUUUCUAAUCACUCUAGUCUGGACCCCUCUUUAACCCUUUCUACUGAUUUCCCCGCUUACCGCAAUCUCUCACCCAAUCCUUUCGACAUGUCUUGGCCCAAAGUUCGUCAACGAUGGCGAAUACCUAUUCUACUUGCUGUAGUCGUUCUGGUUGUUCUACAAUACCUCGCGCUCUCCAUUCACGAGUCCUCGAACUCCGGUUCCCAACUCAACCACGAUCUUGGUGAUGCCUAUGAUCAGGAUGCACGCGUGUCGAGCAAACCAAGUGAGAAAGUCGAGGAAGAAGAAAUUGAAAGAAAGCCACAUACAGUCCUUCAGGGUGUUAAAGGAUUCAAUGCUCGUUUGCCCAAAAUACAACGACCCCAGGUGGACGAGUCGCCGGAAGCCAAGGUCGUAAGAGAGUAUCGUCAGCAGGCUGUGAAAAAUGCUUUCAAUCAUACAUGGACUGGCUACCGAAAAUACGCUUUCAAACACGAUGAAGUUAAACCGAAUACAAAUGGAACCGUCGAUGGAUUUGGCGGAUGGGGGGCCACCUUGGUAGAUUCGUUAUCCACCAUGCUUGUCAUGGGAUUUCAAGACGAGUUCAAUGAGGCCGUCCAGGCCAUAGAAGGCAUCAAUUACAACCGCACAGCGAAUUCCGUUCCCAUCAGUGUGUUUGAAACAAUCAUUCGUCAUCUUGGUGGUCUUUUGAGUGCCUACGAACUUUCUGGGCAUGAGAUUUUAUUAACCAAAGCUGAAGAAUUGGGUCAAGUGCUCAUGCCUGCCUUUGAUACACCUUAUGAUUUACCCCAUCAUUGGUGGUAUCUCGAAAGAGACAACUUUAGCUUGAUCGCUGAAGUAGGCACUGUUCAGUUGGAAUUUAUGACCCUGUCUCAUUAUACCGGGGAUCCACAGUAUGCCAGAAAGGCUCAGCGAAUUACCGACUAUGUUGAAAGCAUGGGCAUCGAACAGAAUAUGCAUAUUCCUGGACUUUACCCAACCACGAUGGACGUUGGUCGAGGAGAAUUUACAAAUUCCAUUUCGUCGUUUGGUGGAGCGGGUGAUAGUGCAUUUGAGUAUUUUUUGAAGCAAUAUCUGCUGGUGGAUGGGACGGUUCCACAGUACAAACGAAUGUACAUAGAGUCGAUGGAAGGCAUGCGUCGAUACUUGUUGCGACAGCUACCACAGUCUGAUCUCCUAUACCUUACUCCAUAUAACACCGUGUCUCGUACGCCAGAGUUCGUGAUGGAUCACUUGUCUUGUUUCGUGCCUGGUAUGCUUGCUAUUGGCGCCAAACUGUUUGACCGAGAAGAAGAUUUGCUGAUUGCCAAGGGAUUACUGGAGACGUGCGUGUUCAUGUACCAAAGUUCUGCCACUGGCUUGUGCCCAGAACGCUGGACUUAUUACGAACUCAAGACUGAAGUAUUUAACGGGAAAACGUAUAACAAGAGUCUAAAAGAGAUUCGUCGAGACCGAUUUGUACUUUUCCACCCACAUGCCGAUGAAGCUCAGAUCGCUGCAAACGAGGAACAAGAGGCGGCUAGAGACCAGAUACAUCACACUCCACCUCCUUCUGGACAAAAUGUCACUGAGGACAUGGCUACCGCUGUCGGCAAACGUCCUGGCAUGUCCAAUUUUAGACGUGGAGGUGAUCUUAUGUACUUGCUCCGGCCCGAAACGGUUGAAAGUCUGUAUGUCUUGUAUAGAAUUACAGGCGAUCCAAAAUAUCAGGACUACGGAUGGAAGAUAUUUGAGGCCAUUGAAAAAUAUUGCAAGACCCCCACGGCGUAUUCAUCUAUACGCAGUGUGGAUUUCGUUCCUACUGAAGAGGUCGGUGUGGAAGACAAUCAGAACGAUUCCAUGGAGAGUUUCUUCAUGGCGGAGACUCUCAAAUAUCUCUACCUUCUCUUUUCAGAAGACGAUGUUAUUUCAUUAGACAAAUUUGUGUUCAAUACUGAAGCGCACCCUCUGAUGCGACGGCCGUGGACAAGUGACUCGGCGGCGUCCAUCGAUUACGUGGCUCCUGUUCAACAGACCGUUUUCAGUGCCUCUCCUUCAGAUGAUUCAGAUGACAUUGCCGAUGUAAAAUAAACCGUUUUUUUUUUUGUUUGCCCUAUAGGAAUGCCACCCGGU
Molecule: messenger RNA, 2134 nt
Organism: Umbelopsis ramanniana AG
Lineage: Eukaryota; Fungi; Mucoromycota; Umbelopsidomycetes; Umbelopsidales; Umbelopsidaceae
Exons: 10
Coding region: 110-2092 (660 amino acids)
Biological process (GO): carbohydrate metabolic process; N-glycan processing
Cellular component (GO): endoplasmic reticulum; Golgi membrane
Molecular function (GO): mannosyl-oligosaccharide 1,2-alpha-mannosidase activity; calcium ion binding
Source: RefSeq, a predicted model, not a curated record